AAUAAACUAGCCCGUCCCUGAGAAUGAGGCGUUCCUCUUCGACUUUUCUCGAUCAAUCACGCGGACAGUGGCUCCUUUUGAUUAAACCCCAAAUUGUCAUUGGACAGAGGUAAUCAUGUGACAAGCAAUACGGUCCAAUUUCAACCUUGUCUCCAUGAAAGCAGUUUAAUGGUAUCGCGGUCCCCAUACGGCCGUAAUCAGAAAAAUAGUGAUUUUUUUUUUUUAACCCAGGCACAAUAUUUCAUUAUUUCUUCUUAAGUCCCAAAUCUGUGCGCGGAGAAUUCCUUUAAGACUCGGAGGAGAUGAAUUACGAAUUCGAGCGAGAGACGGGCUUUAUCAAUAGUCAGCCGUCGCUCGCUGAGUGCCUGACAUCUUUUCCCCCUGUCACUGAUGCAUUUCAAAGUUCAUCAAUCAAGAGCUCGACGCUUUCACGCUCGACACUGAUUCCUCCUCCUUUCGAGCAGACCAUUCCCAGGCUGAAUCCGGGCAGCCACCCGCGCCACAGCCGCCCCAAGCAGAACCCGAACGGUGUGUGCCCGCUGCCCGCCGCCUCGUUACCCCCGGAGUACCCGUGGAUGAAGGAGAAAAAAGCUUCAAAGAAAAACCAGACCUCAGCUGCAGCCACGACCGACCCUGCACCACUCUACUUCUCUCCUGAAGGUUCGCCGGAGGUUUCUGACGGUGGCGGAGGUGGCGGCGGCGGCGGCGGCGGCGGCACACGCAGGCUGAGGACGGCCUACACCAACACACAGCUCCUGGAGCUCGAGAAGGAGUUCCACUUCAACAAGUACCUGUGCCGACCACGGAGGGUGGAGAUCGCCGCGCUGCUGGAUCUCACGGAAAGGCAAGUAAAAGUGUGGUUUCAGAACCGGCGCAUGAAGCAUAAGCGCCAGACGCAGUGUAAGGAGAACCAGAACGGCGAGACUAGAGCUGUGAGCCUGGAGGAAAACACCGCCCAUGGCAAGGUUUUUUACGAGCAAUCGGGAACGAACGCCGUUUCCGGGGCUCUCUUGGAGAACGAGAGUUACGCGUUCCAGCAGAACACGACGCAGAAUGGACACAAUGGAGAGUCGCCGAGCUCUACUGUUUCACCCCUGAACAGUAAUGACAAAAAUCUGAAACAUUUUACCAACCCGUCACCCACUGUUCCCGUGUGCGCCUCGACAAUGGCUGUGGACAGCGCAGCUGCUCGGGACAAUAGCACUCCACCAGGCCUGGACGGCCCCAUGCACGACUUUCACGCUUUCACCACAGAUUCCUGCCUGCAUCUCUCAGAUGCCAUCUCUCCGAGUGUGUCUGAGACGGUAGACAGCCCGAUGGCUUUAGGCACGGACUCAUUUGAUUUCUUCUCGGAGACGCUCACGACGAUCGACUUACAACACUUGAACUACUAACAGGUUUUGAGCACAAGGAAGCCCCGUUAUCUUUCUCUACCCAGACGGAUGGUCAGUCUGUUUUAAUUAUAACGUUUGAAAAUUAGGCCUAGACUUUUAGCCUGCGAAGGGUUAAGUUUAAUGAGUGAUUGAAUGCUUGUGUUUACAACGCAAAAAAAAGUGAUAUUUUUUCGUUUUAUUUUUGUAUAAUCUUUACGGCAG
This is a messenger RNA of Neoarius graeffei (lesser salmon catfish), 1595 nucleotides long. RefSeq names its product homeobox A2b (gene hoxa2b). The coding region runs from base 303 to 1394 and encodes 363 amino acids. The record is from RefSeq and is a predicted model, not a curated record. NCBI's taxonomy places the organism in Eukaryota, Metazoa, Chordata, Actinopteri, Siluriformes, Ariidae. The transcript has 2 exons. Gene Ontology annotation, biological process: regulation of DNA-templated transcription. Gene Ontology annotation, molecular function: DNA binding; DNA-binding transcription factor activity, RNA polymerase II-specific.